GUCAAGACAUUUUCAUGACAGAAGAACAAAAAAAAUACUACAAUGCAAUGAAGAAGCUAGGAUCCAAGAAACCACAAAAACCUAUACCUAGACCAGCGAACAAAUUGCAAGGUCUGGUGUUUGAUAUUGUAACAAAGCAAGCAUUUGACAUCGUCAUUAUGGUUCUCAUCUGUCUGAACAUGGUCACCAUGAUGAUAGAAACAGAUGACCAGAGUGAACUGAUGCGAAAUAUUUUAUACUGGAUUAACUUGGUCUUUGUUGUUCUUUUCACUGGAGAAUGUGUCUUCAAACUGUUCUCACUCCGUUAUUAUUACUUCACCAUUGGUUGGAAUAUUUUCGAUUUUGUAGUUGUUAUUCUUUCAAUAGUAG
Molecule: messenger RNA, 369 nt
Organism: Leptosomus discolor (cuckoo roller)
Lineage: Eukaryota; Metazoa; Chordata; Aves; Leptosomiformes; Leptosomidae
Source: RefSeq, a predicted model, not a curated record